Molecule: messenger RNA, 2086 nt
Organism: Xenia sp. Carnegie-2017
Lineage: Eukaryota; Metazoa; Cnidaria; Anthozoa; Malacalcyonacea; Xeniidae
Product: 60 kDa SS-A/Ro ribonucleoprotein-like
Exons: 4
Coding region: 140-1831 (563 amino acids)
Cellular component (GO): ribonucleoprotein complex
Molecular function (GO): RNA binding
Source: RefSeq, a predicted model, not a curated record
GAAGUUAUAGUAGAAAAACAUGCUUAAUUUUGUUGAUAUUUUAGCAAAACUGAUUUUAUUCCACCCGGAACCCUGUUUUUCACUGAUUUCACCCAUCGCCGGCUAGGAGUUUGUUUUGGUUUGGUUCAGUGGGCUUACGAUGGCUGCAGAAGAGACAGGGGGAGGAGCUGUUUCCCAUAGUCAAAAGCUGGAUUCUCAAGGCACAUCAUCCAAUAGAGGUGAAACUGAAAACAGCUUGCAAGAUUUUGUGUGGAAGGUUGAUGAUAUGAAAAGGUUGCGACGUUUUUUGGUGUUGGGAAGUGAAACACCCACGUACUACAUUGACGCAAGAAAGCUAGCUAUAGAAAAUGCGAAAGCCCUUUCCAAUCUUUUGGAAGCAGGAAGAGGUGUUGAAGUUGUGAAUGAAAUAGAGAGGUAUAGCAUUGAAGGACGAACACCAAGGCAGCAGACCAUCUUGUUUUCUCUUGCUGUUUGUGCCCGGAAAGGGGAUCUUGCAACGAAAAGACAAGCAUACAAUGCUUUACCCAGAAUCUGUCGAAUUCCGACUCAUUUGUUUAUGUUUAUUGAGUUCUGCAAGUUGUUGAGUAAGCCUGGCAAAGGUUGGGGUCGUGCCCAUAGGAAUGCCAUAAAACGUUGGUACAAAGAAAAAGAUCCUUGGAAACUGGCCAUGGAUAUCACUAAAUACCAAAAGCAUGAAAGAUGGUCUCAUAGUGAUGUUGCAAGGUUAAUGCAUCUUAAUUCAGAAGGGACUGAUGUUUCUGAUGAGUUGUUUGUUAUAAUGAAGUAUGUUGUUUGUGGUUGGCAGGAGCUUAAUGCUUAUUUUUUUCCACAAGAUGAGACAACAUCACAUCGUUCAAUUGGGGAGAAUGGCAAUGCAGUUUUGGAGUUUUUUAGAGCAGUUGAAGAAGUAAAAACAUUGCAAGAGGAAGUAAGAGUGGUUGAAUUGAUAAAUCAACAUAAUCUUGUUCGAGAACAUAUUCCAACAUGUUUCCUUAAUUCCAAAGAGGUGUGGGAUGCUCUCUUAAGCAAAAUGCCAAUGAUGGCAAUGAUACGUAACUUAAACAAAAUGACUUCCAUUGGCUUGCUUGCAGAAGGAUCACCUCAGGUUAAAGAUGUUUGUAAUAAACUGUGCAACGAGAAUCAGUUAAGAAAUGCACGUAUCCAUCCAUUUAACAUGUUAUUGGCUUUGAAAACAUAUGAGUCAGGAAAGGGUGAGAAAGGUUCUCUGAAAUGGAAAGCCAAUGUGGAAAUCACCAAAGCAUUGGAGAAAGCAUUUUAUUUAUCAUUCAAGAAUGUUGAACCAACAGGUAAAAGUUACAUGCUAGCCAUGGAUGUAAGUUGCUCAAUGCAAGCCAGUGGAUGUAUUGGUGCAAGUACAAUGAAACCUCAUGUGGCUUCUGCUGCAAUGGCUAUGAUGACAGCACGAACAGAAGAACAUCAUGAAUUUGUUGCAUUUAGUCAUGAAAUAGUUCCAAUGGAGAUAUCCAGUAACAUGAAUUUGAAUGAAGUUUUAAAGAUUUGUAAUGAAAUUCGCAAGGGUGAUAAAGACUUUGCUCAGCCCAUGCUUUAUGCCCUUUACAACAAUUUAAAGAUUGAUGUCUUUAUUGUUUACACAGACUCUGAAUCAUAUUUUGGCGAAGUUCAUCCAAGGGAGGCUCUCGCAAAAUAUCGUCACCAUUCAGGGAUUCAUGAUGCUAAACUUAUUGUGGUUGCCAUGACAUCUAAUGGCGUCACUUUGGCUGACCCAGAUGAUCCUGGAAUGCUUGAUAUAGUUGGCUUUGACUCUGCUGCACCACAGGUGAUGAGAGAGUUUAUCUUGGGGAAUAUUUGAAAGUUUUUAGUAGACAUUGAUGUUUCUUAUCCACAAAUGUCCUCAUGACAUGACAAAUUUUAAUGUAGUGACCCCCAUGUAUGAUGUAUGACAUGUAAAUCUUAAAUUUCUCAAUAAUUUUUUUGUGAAUUUAGUGGUUGUUUUCACUAUUUUAAUGGAGUAGCUUGUACUUUGGUAGUUAUUAAAAAAGUCUUCCUACUCUGAACAUAACAAAACAUUCACUAUAGUAAUAAAUUGAAACGAUGAUUCCUCGAA